GGAGUGAAUUGGUGUAACAACAACAACAACUAGUAGUAGUUCAAAGUGAUGGGGAGGCAGCCCUGUUGUGACAAGUUAGGAGUGAAGAAGGGGCCUUGGACAGCUGAGGAGGACAAAAAAUUGGUCAAUUUUAUUCUCACUCACGGCCAAUGUUGCUGGCGGGCCGUCCCCAAGCUCGCUGGCCUCCGUCGCUGUGGCAAGAGUUGUCGACUCCGCUGGACCAAUUACCUCCGGCCGGACUUGAAACGAGGCCUCCUCAAUGAAGAUGAAGAGCAGCUUGUUAUUGAUCUGCAUGCUCGCCUUGGCAAUAGGUUACUAAAUUUCCUCUUUGACAUUUUCUCCGAUCAUUACCACUGGUGGUCCAAAAUUGCAGCAAGAUUGCCCGGAAGAACUGAUAACGAGAUCAAGAAUCACUGGAACACCCAUAUCAAGAAAAAGCUCAUUAAGAUGGGAAUUGAUCCUGUUACACAUGAGCCUCUACAGAAACCCGACACCCCACAAGGGGCAACCUGCAGCAGUCAAGCAAACGAUCAGACAAAUCUUGAUCCUAGUCAACUCGAGUUGCCAAAACAUUCUGGCCAUGUCUCUUCUACUACUGAUGAAUUUAGCCUUCCAACUGAGAAUUCCUCGACCGAUGAAUCGAGGUCAUCAUCAGAGUCUGGCAGUGAUGAUGACCUCUUGAUGAAUUUGACAUGGUCAGAGCCAUUUCUCAAUGACUUGCCAUGGAACUUUCCUGGCCCAGAUUCCAGGGAAGAAUAUAGUGAACUUGGGUUCUCUUUGUCCGAGGAAAUUUCCUUUUCACGGUUUUUGGACUACCAAAAUAUUGGAGAUGAUCAUCAAAGCUUCGGAUUUGGUGGUUUCAGUGGAAUUGGCAUGAAUUCCCUUGACAUGGCUGGCAAGUUUUAGCAUUCACCUACUAGAGAGUGCCUAUGUGCACUCAUGUAAAGCAAAAAACAAAAAAAAAAAAAGUAAAAUAGCCAACAAGGUAUUCGUGAAUGGACCUUUUAAGCUUAAUUUCCAGUUAAAUUAUUUAUCUUCAGUUAGGAUCUUAGAAUAACAAAGGGGAAAAAAAAUAAAGAGGCUCAAGAAUUAGUUGAAGCAAGUAAAUGGUACUCCUAAUUUAUCCUUUGUUUCACAUGUUUUUAAGAUCCAAAUAGAUAACUUCACUUAGCCAAUCCUGGCAAAGUGGGUGUGCUGUCACUUUGCUAGAAAAGUAAGGAUACUUUGUAAUCUCUCAACCCUUUUCUUUUUUCUUCAAUGGAUGUUGAUGAUGCGCCCUGGCAUUGGUCUUAUGGGUUUCUAAUUGCAUUAAAGAAUAGAAAGGGAUGUGCCACCAAAUGGUCACCCCACUUCCUUGGAGAGCUGUGUGGUUGAAGCUUUUUUAUGGUGAGUGCACAAACCAUUUUCUGUAAACAAACUAUAGUGAUAUCUGCUUUGUAACA
Molecule: messenger RNA, 1442 nt
Organism: Durio zibethinus
Lineage: Eukaryota; Viridiplantae; Streptophyta; Magnoliopsida; Malvales; Malvaceae
Product: MYB-like transcription factor ODO1
Source: RefSeq, a predicted model, not a curated record